Dovyalis caffra is the source of this 540-nucleotide messenger RNA. Lineage: Eukaryota; Viridiplantae; Streptophyta; Magnoliopsida; Malpighiales; Salicaceae. The record is from the annotation of a GenBank genome assembly.
AUGAAUUCCCAUUUGGACCACCAAUCACAAAGCCAAGGCAACCAUGCUCUUAAACCCAGAAAGAAAAGGCUUACUAGAGACCAAAUUAAGCUCCUGGAAACAAGUUUCAAUGCCAACCAGAAGCUGAAAGCAGAAAACAAGAUUGAGCUCGCCCGCCGACUGGGCCUGCCACCAAGACAAGUUGCAAUAUGGUAUCAGAAUAGAAGAGCCAGGCACAAAAAUGAUGCCACAGAGCAAGACUAUAAGAACGUCCAGCUAGAGCUAGGUAAUGUAUUGGCAGAAAACAUGAGGCUCGAGAAACAAGUUAGCAUGCUUAGGUAUGAGCUGAACAAGGCUCAACAAACGAUACUUUUUGGAUCAACAACAGCUGCUACAACUCUCCCUUCAGUUUCAGGAUCUAGCGAUGAGCAGGCAAACUCAAACUCUCCUGGAAACAUGAUUUGUAAUUGGGAAGAUGCUGGAAAUGAUGACAUGUUUCCUGUAGAAGAGCUAUAUCCUUGUUUGACAGGCUCUGGCACUCUGUUAUGGCCUCUUAGCUGA